This is a messenger RNA of Nicotiana tabacum (common tobacco), 1680 nucleotides long. The record is from RefSeq and is a predicted model, not a curated record. NCBI's taxonomy places the organism in Eukaryota, Viridiplantae, Streptophyta, Magnoliopsida, Solanales, Solanaceae.
CGGUGAGAGUGGAUCUCAACGGGAGUCCAGCUCAUACUCAAAAUCACCUUUCGCUUCACUUUGAAUGCUAACUCUCUCUCUCUCUCUCACACACACACAGUGACUCUCUUUGGGGGACUCUUCACUUCAUUUUCACUGCUCCCAUACAAACAAAACUAGCAGCCAUCAACAUCAACUCCAUCAUCAUCCACCAUUACCACAUUCACAGCUAAAAGCUAAACUUUCGAACCAAAAAAAAUUGGAAUUGAAAAACGCCAGUGAAAGCUACUUAUACACUACUUUGCUUUACUUUACUGAUAUUUUUAUCAUUCACAGAUUGUCCAAAAAUAGUUGCAUCAUUUCAAUUGUGGAAAUUUCUCCUGAAUUUUCCCUUCUUUGGACAUCAGGGGCUUAUGUAAUUUUCUCAGGGCGGAGGUACUAAAGAUUACUCCUGUUUUGGGCCAAAAGAGAGAAAAUUGAACAGAUAAACAGCAUUUGUGGAGAUAGUGUAUUUACAUUGCUGGCAUUGACUUUACUGUGCUCGGGAGCUGAAACUCUCUUUUGUGCUGAAAUGAAGCAAAUUGGAUGAGAUAAAAACUGAUUGAGACGAUUGAGCUUGUGUAUUGUCUUCAUUUCUGGCUUUACCAACACAACUGUUCUGAGUCCAAUCUCAUGCUUUGAGAUUAUAAGUCUAUUUUGCCUUGGGCGGUGAUGCGUCCAAUGCUAAAGAAAUGCUUUCUCAACUGGUGCAUUUUAUCCGGUCAGCUCUUCAUAAUUGUGCUUUCCGUUGGUUUAGGGGAGUAUAGAGGUGAGCCUGUUGCAUUUGAGAAGCGAAUAGAUCAUUAUUCUGGAUCACCUCUGAUUCAUUUUUCCGAAAUCAAUAUCACGUCCUAUUAUCAAGAAUCAAGAAUUCAAGUUUUGACUAACAAUUCAGUCUCUUGUGAGGACCUUGAAGGAGUUGGAUCAUUUGAUACCACUUGCUUGCUGAAUUCAAACUUGUACAUAAAUUCUGACUUGUAUGUGUUAGGUACUGGAAACUUGGAGAUACUUCCCCAGGUUUCUAUUUACUGUCCGAUAGAAGGCUGCAUUAUAAGUUUCAAUUUGUCUGGCAAUGUUAAAGUUGGGCAAGAUGCAACUGUGGUAGCUGGUUCUGUUAUUUUUUCUGCUCUUAGUCUGACGUUGGGACACAAUUCUUCUAUAAAUACUACUUCAUUGGGAGGAGCACCACCUUCUCAGACUAGUGGGACGCCAGUUGGGUAUGAUGGCGCUGGUGGAGGGCAUGGUGGACGAGGUGCAUCCUGCCUGAAAACUAACAAGACAAAUAAUUGGGGUGGUGACGUUUAUGCUUGGUCUUCUCUGUCAAAGCCAUGGUCUUAUGGAAGCAAGGGUGGUGGCACCUCUCGUGAACACAAGUUUGGAGGAAGUGGGGGUGGACGUGUUUAUCUUGAUAUGAAAGAUCUCCUUUAUAUAAAUGGAUCCAUACACGCAGACGGGGGAGAUGGAGGAUCAAAUGGUGGUGGGGGUUCCGGUGGAAGCAUUUCUAUUCAUGCUCAAAAGCUGAAAGGAUUUGGAGAAAUAAGUGCAGCUGGUGGGAGCGGAUGGGGUGGAGGCGGGGGUGGAAGAAUCUCAUUGAACUGUUACAGCAGACAAGAAGAUGUAAAAGUUACCGUGCAUGGUUUGUGUUGAUCAUACUUGUUUUUG